Penicillium brasilianum is the source of this 1654-nucleotide messenger RNA. Lineage: Eukaryota; Fungi; Ascomycota; Eurotiomycetes; Eurotiales; Aspergillaceae. The record is from the annotation of a GenBank genome assembly.
UAAACACAUCCGAAACAAGAAAAAAAAAUCAUAGUUGACGAUCCUCACUUCUUGGAAAGGAAGAAAAAAAAAAUUAAAAACCUUGGGCGCCAAUAAAAAAAACUGUGGCUCAAGCUGGUCCUGUGGCUUGACCAUUUGUCGCCUUACUCGAUAGUCUCCUCAUGCUCAGAUCCACCCGCCGUCAACCCCGAACUAGUCCGCCCUUGAUCUUCAAAUGUGAUCGUGUUUGGCAUCACCCACACCGACCCAGAUGGAUCCCCCUUCCUUUCUUCGGCCUGGCCGUUUCCAUGUGUCCGGGGAGCUAUAAGGCGUUGGUGACCGCCACCCUGAAGUCAAUGUUUUGGUCACUACAGAAGCUUCCCCUCCUCUCUAUCCAUUAUCGAUUUGGUCUUGUCAUAGCUAAAGCUUAAGCUAUACCUAGCUUCAAGUUGAAUUUCACUGUGCAGUGACUCGUUAUCUUUUUUUCCAACUCAUGUCGAGUGCCGACCAUGUCACUGAGCAUGCAGGGUUCCGGAAGAGAGUACUGGGAAAACUCUCCACGUAUGGACCUACACGAUCAUUGCUCGCGAGAGCAGCAUCCUGCUACAAGAUCCAUCCCGCUCGACGCUGAACGCUCCUCCGAUAGGCGCGAGCCCCAUUCACUCACUCAAGACGAGGGCAUGACCGAUGCCGAACCGUCUCCGCUCCCCGAUACCGAAUUCGGCCGCCUCGACACUACGGGCUGGUAUCCACACUACAAACAAUGCGUCCACUACUUCCUCGAAGCUGGCCAACAUCAUCCAACCGUCCAAUCAAUCGCCGCAUUCAUAAACAUCCGUCUACCAUUCCAACGCCCGGAAGACCAACAGCAAGCUACAUCUGCAUCUACUUUUGUUUCUCUACGACCCUACGUCCGCCGCCUCAUCAUCACCGCGCAAGACUCCCCACCCAUUAUGACGGCCUUUUUCGGACCGGACUGGCUCGCUGGCGUGGGAGUGCUUUACAAACAAGAGCGCGCAAAUUACCUCUUCACAGCCAAGAGUAGUGGUUGGGCCCAAACGAAGGCUGCUUAUGAUAUUCUUCCGGAUGAACAGGCGCCGUUUCUACGGCCGCUGCGUGAUCCGGAGGAAGAGGAGAUUCGCGCGGCGGAGGCUCGGUGGAGUGAGUGGCUUGCUAUGGAGGAUUGGAUGAUUGGUGCUAGGAGUCCUUGGUAAGCAAAGACUCGGCGCUUUUUUGGGGGGGGGGGGGGGGGGUUUCUGGUCGGUGGUGAUCACCCGCGUGCGAGGGUGAGGUUGGGCCUGAGCUCAACCUGGAAUUGACGAUGGUCCCCGGUGUCUCGGUUCCUGGGGCUAGUUAUGAGACAUGACUUUUUGUUUUGAUUUUUUUUUUCUAUUUUCUAUUUUCUAUAUGUCGCUCUUUUCAUUUGCUGGACCUUGAUGGCUGUGGCUUCCCCUCUCCUAUAGUCAUUUUCCUGUGAUUUUCUCUUUGUUUUUUUUCUUAUUUCCGAUCUCGUGACGAACGAUCGUGAUGUGAUGGCUCCAAAAAGGGUUCGGCCUCGUGCUGUCUGGCGUGUUUUCUUCCGGCGUUGCAGAUAGUCAAGAAAAACUUUUCUAUUUUAUUGGCGUUGGAUGUUUAUACCUCGUGGAAAAUACCAGUCAUUUGAUAAUUUCGGAAA